CCAUAAUUCAGUGCGCGUACGCAUGCGCAGUGCUGCGUAGGGCAAGCCCACGCUAUUUCUAUUAUUGUAUAUUACCUGUAUAUGCGCCAUUUUGAUUGUUUACGUGAAUGACAUGUGUCACCGAUAUCGUGGUUGGAUUCUCUAGUUUAAAAUCUUCACGAUGCCUGCCCAUUGUUGUGCAUAUGGCUGCAAAAACAGACAGAUUCCCGGCUCAGACAUCAAGUUUUAUAGAAUACCUAAAGACCCUCACCUGAGAGCAAAAUCGGUGUCAGCCAUUAAGAGGGACGACUGGGAGCCCAACGACCAUUCACGGAUCUGCUCCAAACAUUUUAUAAACGGCCAGCCCUCGAGGGAUCCCAUAAAUCCAGAUUUUGUGCCAACAAUCUUUUCUCACCGACCCGUUCCUGAAAGCAUUCUGCAAGAAAAAGUUCAACGUCACCAGAGGCUUCUUGAUAGAAAAGAGAACAUUGCGAAAAACGAAUCUGCCCAAGUUCUACUCUCCUUGAGCCAGGAAGAUUAUCAAAGGAACAUUGCCCAUUAA
Molecule: messenger RNA, 541 nt
Organism: Saccostrea cuccullata (small rock oyster)
Lineage: Eukaryota; Metazoa; Mollusca; Bivalvia; Ostreida; Ostreidae
Product: THAP domain-containing protein 2-like
Exons: 2
Coding region: 161-541 (126 amino acids)
Source: RefSeq, a predicted model, not a curated record